Molecule: messenger RNA, 858 nt
Organism: Apiotrichum porosum
Lineage: Eukaryota; Fungi; Basidiomycota; Tremellomycetes; Trichosporonales; Trichosporonaceae
Exons: 3
Coding region: 1-858 (285 amino acids)
Source: RefSeq, a predicted model, not a curated record
AUGCCACCUGCAGAAACGACACCGCCCAACGUGGCACUGCGCGCCACCCUGUUCCUCAACGAGGGAGUCAUCAAGGCGUUCUGCACUGGGUACGGCUGCCCGACUUGCCGACUCGGUGACGGCGCCGAGGUCGUCCUCGCCCCCUCGGCACCCCUGCGCAAGGAAUACUACGAGGUGGAAGCCUCCUCGUGCCGGGACUGCACGCGCCCGGGGGGUAUGUACCGCGUGUCACACUGGGGCAAGCGCCGAGUGUCCGUUGUCAACGGCGAGACUCAGGUCGCCCACCUCGUCCGCGUACACCGCAAGAGCCUGCUCGAGAUCAACCCCGACGGGUCGGCCCCACUCUCACGCCCGGCAUCGCCACACACGCCCCCCACGUCCGACCCAUCGACGUACCCCUCUGGAAGGCAGAGCACCGAGCCGACUUCCCCGUUCCGUCUUGGGGUGCCCCUCAAGAAGAGCAGUGGACGGCGUCGCGAGUCUGAGCCGCUUCCCACGUCCCCCGCACCACCCAAGGCCGCGCCCCUGCCACCGAGCAGCCCGCUGCCCAAGACUCCCCCAAGGGCCGAUCCGCCACGAACUAGGACCGCGAGCCACCCACACCCUCUUCACAGCUACUGGUCGCCUGAACCCACGUCCAUCACGCCUCCUCCGCGACCAUCGGGGCCCAAGCCGCGUCCGCCACUCGUCGGCCCGUCCGCCCCGCCAUCGACCCCCCGAAGCGAGCCCACUGCCCGCGACGUCCGCCACUGUUUCCUCCUUGCUCCGGCGUGUCGCCGAGCUGGAAUCCCAAAACAUCGCCCUUCAGCGGCAGCACCGGGCACUGGAGAGCGACACGGGCGCCCAGCUCGCCGCUAA